Molecule: messenger RNA, 2324 nt
Organism: Neolamprologus brichardi
Lineage: Eukaryota; Metazoa; Chordata; Actinopteri; Cichliformes; Cichlidae
Gene: opn8c
Product: opsin 8, group member c
Biological process (GO): G protein-coupled receptor signaling pathway
Cellular component (GO): membrane
Molecular function (GO): G protein-coupled receptor activity
Source: RefSeq, a predicted model, not a curated record
AUAAGCAACAGCGAUGAUUAUUAUGCUUCCUAUUGUGCAGCUCAGGGACCAGAACCAGCCCUGAUGUGGUGCUAUUAUACCAACAUUGCUGCACAGGAGUAAAAAUACAUGGGAACUUAGCAUAAAAUUAAGGAUUUUCAAAUGUAGAUCAAUUAUCUGAAUCAUUAAGUUUUAAAUACUUGGUUUUUGGUUUGAAGGGCUCAUGAAAUCAGCUCACCAGAAGUUUGUUCUAACCUUUGUGAAGCAGGCAUCCGAACAUGAUUGCACCGAGGUCAUAAAAGGAUGGACAGGGUCAACAACAAUAACCAGGAAACCCACACCGGGUGUCACUCCUGCUGCUAUCACCAUCUGCAUCAAGACUUGACGUAUCGUGCAUUCAGAGAUGCUCUUCUGCACAUCUUGGAUGUAAUGAGUGGUUAUUUGGGUUACUCAGUUUUCCUCACUUCAAAGCAGUCUGGCCAUUUUCCUCUGAUGUCAACAAGAGCUCCUGGAUCCCCAUCCUCCGUGUAUUUGACGGACAUCACACACUUGAGUUACCAUGGCGACAGGACCCCGUGCAUAAAAGAAAGUCAGCCUCGUCUCCCUUUGACAGACAGGACUGGAUUUCAGCCACUGCAGCAGCAGCAACACCAGCAGCAGCGACCGAUGCUUCUGAACUCCUCUGAUGGAAACUGGACCACCUCCGCCUUCACCUCCAAACUGACCCCAGCUGCUGACAUAUGCGUGGGACUGGCCAUCUUCUCCAUCGCUCUGCUCUCUGUAAUGGGGAAUGGGCUGGUGCUGGUGAUCUGUUACCUCAGGAGGAAGAAGAUGGUGGGCUCGGAGCUGCUGUGCGUCAACCUGGCUGUUGUCGACUUCCUCUGCUGCAUCUGCUUCUACCCGCUCGCCAUCCUGUCCUCCUUCCACCACGCCUGGCUGGGAGAAAACGUCACGUGCGUUUACUACGGCUUCGGCUGCUACACCUUCGGCUUGUGCAGCAUGUUCACCGUCGCUGCCAUCAGCAUCCUCCGCUACCUAAAGACCUGCUACACCUUGUCUUACGCUGUGCGGCUGAAAGGAACCAACAUCCGCCUCUUGUGCUGUGCUAUCUGGCUGGUUGCUACAGUGUGGUCCAGCUUCCCUCUGUUCGGCUGGGGCGAGUACAUCCCCGAGCCUUACGGACUGUCUUGCACAAUCGCCUGGCGGGGUUAUCACACCUCCACCAAGGAUGCCUUCUAUGUCAUCUGCUCCUUUGCCUGCUUCACGCUGGUUCCCAUCCUCCUCAUUGUGGUGUCGCAGUGCAGGAUCCUCUACAAGGUGUCCCGCUUCUCCUACUCGCUGUCUGCUAGGGGCAUCCGCAACAACCUGCACCGCGCUGAGAAGCGGCUCUCCAUGAUGUUUUUCUGCAUCAGUUUGGGUUUUGUAAUUGCCUGGGCCCCCUACGCUGUCGUGUCCUUCCUUUUUAUUUUCCACAAGGAGCACCAGUACAUGGCUCUAGAGGGUUUCGUGUUGCCCGCCCUCUUCGCCAAAAGCUCCCACAUCUACAACCCAUUCAUCUACUUCUACUUCAACAAGACUUUCCAGCGGGAGCUCCACCGGCUGCUUCUCUCAACCUACCACAAGCUGGGAGGAAACCGAGUCGGGGUCCACGUUACCACAGCCCAUCAGGCCCCAAACCCCAUCCAUAUUCAGCUCCAGGAACAAGGAUCCAGCCAAAAGAAUAAAUUGGGCUCGUCUCAGGAUGGAACUCAAAGCAAACGCAAAGUACUGCAGAGCAGCAACAACCACAACAGGCUGGUGUACACCUGCUGGGGCUCCACAUCAAAGAAAGCCUCCACCAUCUCCAAUAAUAAACCUGCCAGGGCCUCCAUGCCUAUCUCUAUAUAAACAAAUUAAUUAGGAGUCAUUGCACUAAUGUUUGAGAAAUUGCUGACUUCAUCAUGUAUCCCAACAACCAUUAGUCUAACCCACGUGGGCCAGGGUACCGCGUAGUGUUGCAUUUGAGUUCACCGAGAUGAGCAGUUCACAUAUUUGGGCUAAUUCUGUGUUGCCAGUGUUUCCCCUGCAGUCGCUGCAGCCUGCACCACUCUGUGUGUGUUGGGGAAGUUUUACAGUAAGAAACUUUUACCAAAUGUCAUCAUCUAUGUGGUCUUAACUCAUCGUAAAGAAAGCUGAAGAGGUAAAAACCACAUUAAACUGUAUAGAUUUUUUUUUUUUUUUUUGCUAUUUUGUCUCUUGUUUCUUGACUCAUGUUAUUUGGAUGAGCAGCUCUUGAGAAAAGCUGCGACCAGUCCUGCCCGUUCUUGAACACACACUCACGCACAAUCAGUGAAUGUAUCUUUGCC